This is a messenger RNA of Puccinia graminis f. sp. tritici CRL 75-36-700-3, 966 nucleotides long. RefSeq lists its product as uncharacterized. The transcript is spliced from 9 exons. Lineage: Eukaryota; Fungi; Basidiomycota; Pucciniomycetes; Pucciniales; Pucciniaceae. Gene Ontology annotation, molecular function: hydrolase activity, acting on carbon-nitrogen (but not peptide) bonds. The record is from RefSeq and is a predicted model, not a curated record. Gene Ontology annotation, biological process: carbohydrate metabolic process. Bases 1 to 966 code for a protein of 321 amino acids.
AUGAUGAUGAUGAUGAUGGCUCAGAGCGCAGGAAUAAAGAAGUCUAAGCAAUGGUUCACCUCGAUGAUCAGACCAGUCAUGAUACUUGUGAUCCAUGUGCUCGCUUUGACCGUCGUACAACCACGCCAACACACCCCUGCAUUUGUGCUCAACAAUAUCGACGCGGAUUCUCAAGAUGCCCGUCAAGUGAUGGGCCCCGAUGCGAAUCAUAAUCAGUUGCCGUUCAUCAGCGCUCUUGAUACUGCUAGAGCCGACUUUGCCGUUCCGGUGUAUACUACCUGCAGCGCACCUGGAUCAUUUGCACUCACCUUCGACGAUGGGCCGUCGGAGUUCAGUUCAAACUUAGACGGCACCUUAGACGGCUCUAAUUCGAAAGCAAGCUUUUUCAUCAACGGGAAUAACUUCGGUUGUAUCUAUGAUUACGCAGAGCGUCUAGUCGACAGAUUCAACAAAGGUCACUUGAUUGCGAGUCAUACUUGGUCCCACGUUCAUUCAAAUGAAGGGACUUACGACCAAAUUGCAUUCCAACUCGAAUUGAUCGAGAAUGCUAUGAUCAAGAUACUAGGAGUCAAACCGCUUUAUUUCAGACCCCCCUACGGAGAGUACAACGAGGUUGUGUUGCAAGUUUUGCAAGACAGGGGUUAUAGAGGAUUGAUCCUGUGGUCAGAGGAUUCAGGCGAUAGUUUCGGGACACCUCCGAGCUCGUCUGAAAUAAUCGAAAGUUAUCGCUCGUACCCCGAACAAACCAACGUCUUGAAUCAUGAAACUAAGUCGUUUACUGUUAAUGAAGUUAUCCCUAAUGUAAUCCCUAUUCUGAAGGACAAAGGAUUCGAUUUACAAACGGUCCCUCAUUGCUUAAACCUAGGGUCUAAUCCAAGCGACUGGUAUGUCUCCGUCCAACCACCCGGAUCCAGGGAUGAAACUUGGACUUGUGAUGGCACCCCAAUGCCUGGCAGCUUUGAGUAA